Molecule: messenger RNA, 1818 nt
Organism: Anopheles darlingi
Lineage: Eukaryota; Metazoa; Arthropoda; Insecta; Diptera; Culicidae
Product: UDP-glycosyltransferase UGT5-like
Exons: 3
Coding region: 114-1706 (530 amino acids)
Molecular function (GO): UDP-glycosyltransferase activity
Source: RefSeq, a predicted model, not a curated record
UCUGAUAAUGUGCCGGAACAUUCAGGGCAGUACAGCAGCAGUGCUGACUUCAAUCAUCCGUAAUUUAGUUGGCCUAUUCCCGUCGUCGAUCAUCGUGCUGCAGUCCGAGCAGAAUGCAACCGUUGCACAUUUUGGCGAGCGUCUUCGUUACUGUGUUGAUGAUUGGACAGGAAGGGGAAUGUGCAAACAUUCUCGUGCUGAUGAGUGUUGUUUCUAAGAGCCACUUCAUAUGGAUACGACCAAUAGUGAACCGCUUAGCGGAAAGGCAUCAUAAUGUGACGAUACUCUCGGUCAACGUGGAUCCCGCUCCGCCAAUCAACGUUACCUACAUUCAUCUCGAGAAUAGCUACAACAUCCUCUACGGAAAUGGAACAUCGGCUAAGAAUGACAUUCUAAAACGCUCCAACGAGAUGGCCACCGAUGCGACUAGAUCGUUCUAUCGCUUCGGUUUGUUAGGAUGUGAAGGUGCUGUUACAUCGAAGGGAUUUCAGCAGUUGCUACUGUAUCCGCACGAUUUCCGGUUCGAUCUCGUGAUCUACGACUUCACCUGUGGUCCGUGUGUGUUGGGCUUUCUGCACAAGUUUAACUACCCACCACUAGUUAGUGUCACCGGCUUUGGAGUGCCUCAGUUUACCCAUCAACUGGUUGGAGGUCGGAAAGAACCAUCCGUUGUGCCACACUUUACUCAGCUCACCGAACACCCGAUGCCGUUCACUCAACGUUUGCUCAAUUCAGCGAUUCAUACGUUCGAUGCGCUAUACCGACGGUUCGUGUUCCUGCCCCAGGUGAUGGAUAUUGCCCAGCGAGGCUUCGAUUUCCCGUUACCCGCGUUAAGCGAGCUCGAACGUCGAACACUCCUUAUGCUCACCAACUCCAAUCCAGCGCUCGAUCCACCGGAAAGCCUUCCACCGAACGUAAUCCCCGUCGGUGGACUACAGAUCGUUCCUGCAGCACCCUUGCCGGACAAACUGCACAGUUUCAUCAGCAGUGCUCACAAGGGUGCCAUAUUGUUCGCAAUGGGCACUAACUUUCGCAGCAAAAUGUUCACCACGGAACGGCAGCUCAUGUUCCUGGAGGCCUUCGCCGCCCUGCCAGAGUAUCACAUUCUGUGGAAGUUUGAUGAUGAACGAUUGCCACGUCAAGCGAGUCCGAACGUGCUGGUACAACCUUGGUUGCCCCAGAACGAUAUUCUCGCACAGCCGCAGGUCCGUGCGUUCAUCAGCCACUGUGGCCUAAUGAGUACGCAGGAGGCAACCUACCACGGUGUGCCGAUGGUCGGUAUACCGAUCUAUGUUGACCAACAUUUAAACCUGCAUCGUACCGUACAGGCUGGUGCUGGUGUAAAGCUUGAUCUCGCUACGCUUAGCACGGUAAAAAUCGUAGAUGCACUGCGAGCGGUGCUAGAAAAUGAUUCUUACAGACAAGCCAUGAGUCAUCGAUCGGCUUUGUUCCGUGAUCAACCGGAACCACCGCUCGAUCGAGCUAUUUGGUGGAUUGAAUGGGCUUUAAGACACCCAAACGAAUCGCGACUCCGUUCGACAACGCUUGAGUUGAGCGUACUCGCCGCCAACGAAUACGAUGUCGCGUUGUGUGUAACGCUUUUACUAGUAGCAAUUGCAGUGCUAGCACGAGUUAUGUUCUCUCUAACGCUUUUUCGAAGAAAUCGAGUCCAACAACCAACCAGCAAGAAGACGAAACGGUUGUGAAGACUAGGCACCCCCCACGAGUUACGGUCAAGGUACAUCGCUUCUCCAAUCUCCAGACGUUCUAUAAUUCCUCGAAUCUCAUCGUAAUACAAAUAAAACAUUUGUUUUGGGG